AUGUAUUCAAGAUUAGAAUUGGUUUUAGAGAAUCAAGUAAAACUCCUUGCUAAUCUAUCAAUAGAUAAAAACCAGCAAGAAAAUGAUGAUACCCAAAACAAUAACAUCUUAUACAAAAAUCAUAAGCUAAGUUUAGUAUUACUACAAGAAAAGGAGCAUAACAUAGACAAUCCCACAUAUGACCAUCCAGAUUCCCAGAAUAUUCCAUCGUUGCAACAUAUACGGAAUACAAUUAGUAUUCUAUUAAACGAUUUGGUUGUUUUAAACAAACAAGCUUUAUCCCAUAAUGACCCGGAUUACAGUUUAUUAUUGGAUUUAAAUGAUUUACAAGUUUAUUUGGAUGAAUUUGAUCUAUAUUAUAAAAACUUAGUUGAACUGAUAAAUGAAAAUGGCAAGGACAGUGAUAUAGAUACUAUUUUACCAAACAAUGACACCAACCUACCACUAGAUUCAAUAGAUCUAAUAAAUUAUAAUUCCUUGCUAUUAGCCUACAACAACGAUCAAAAUAAUCCUACCGUCCAUAGUGGUGCCAGUAAAAAUAGCGAUACUCUUAUAAAAUUACGCAAGUUAAAAUCAAUAGAAAAUUCAUUAAACAACAACAUUAAUAAAUUACAAUCCAUGAUAGAAAAGAAUCAAAAACUCUUAAUUGAAAUAAUAACACCAAAAAUAGAUCAGCUAGCAGAAGAAUAUACAGAAAAUUUUGUUAAACCAUAUAAUUCGCAAAUAAUAAAAAUUUGGCACAAAAUUUACAACCGUAUCAUACUAAACUUACAAUUAGUUGAACAUUUUAAAUACUUGAAUGAUCUCAUUGUUAGAGAUAAUGAUACGCUUUCAUCAUCCUUGAUCAAGAUAGAUGUGAAUGACAUUAAAAAACUAUUUUAUAUUAAAGAGUUUAUCAUCAUGAGACAACAAGUAAUUAAAGAUGAAAUUGCAGUUUUAAAAAAAAAUACAAACCCUUUGAUAAAUCAGCAAAAUAAUUGGCAAAAAUGCUUAGCAGUUGUUAUUAAUUUGGAACACAGAAUAUUAAAAAUACUAAAAUCUUCCACUGAUUCCCCUGCCAACAACAAUAACAUUGAAAACGAGAAUCAACUAUUGGUGGAUAGUUUCCAAGUUUGUUUAAAGAAAUUAGAACUAAUCAUACAAAAUUCAAAAGAUAACAAUGAAAUUAUUGUAAAAUUUAUUGAAAAUGAAUACAAUGCAAUAUCUUUGGCAUAUAAGAGCUUUCUAAAAAAAUAA
Molecule: messenger RNA, 1236 nt
Organism: Saccharomycodes ludwigii
Lineage: Eukaryota; Fungi; Ascomycota; Saccharomycetes; Saccharomycodales; Saccharomycodaceae
Gene: ATG23
Product: Atg23p
Exons: 1
Coding region: 1-1236 (411 amino acids)
Source: RefSeq, a predicted model, not a curated record